Messenger RNA from Alnus glutinosa, 1191 nucleotides. RefSeq names its product pentatricopeptide repeat-containing protein At3g22470, mitochondrial-like. Bases 1 to 1191 code for a protein of 396 amino acids. NCBI's taxonomy places the organism in Eukaryota, Viridiplantae, Streptophyta, Magnoliopsida, Fagales, Betulaceae. Gene Ontology annotation, molecular function: protein binding. The transcript has 5 exons. The record is from RefSeq and is a predicted model, not a curated record.
AUGAAUGGUUUGUGUAAAAUAAGCAAGACUAGUGAAGCAAUUCGGUUGUUUAGAAAGAUGGAAGAAAGAAAUCUUGAACUUGAUGUAGUGCUGUAUAGCACAAUCAUUGAUAGUUUAUGUAAGGAUAGAUUGGGCCUAUGCAAUUGCAGCCUUUGGAAUGAGGUAACUAAACUAUUAAAUGAGAUGGUGGAAAGAAAAAUCAUGCCAGAUGUGCUUACAUUCAGUAUAUUGGUGGACACAUUUAGUAAAGAGGGAAUGUUGAAAGAAACAAAAGAAGUUUUUGAUGUGAUGAUUCAGAGAGACAUAGAGCCUAACACAAUCACUUACACUUCUUUGAUUGACGAUUACUGUUUGCAAAAUAGAAUGGAUGAAGCUGUCAAAGCAUUUAAAACGAUGGUUAGAAAGGGUUGUUCGCCUUCUAUUGUUAGCAAUAGCAUAUUGAUCCAUGGAUAUUGUAAACAGAGAAGAAUUGACGAGGCGAUGAGUCUCUUUUGUGAAAUGUCCACAGAAGGAAUUUUUCCCAAUGUUAUCACUUUCAAUACUCUUAUUGAUGGCUUGUGUAAGAAUCUUCAUCUUCCAAAGGUAAUGACAUUGUUUCAUGAGAUGGAAGACAAAAAGUUGGACCUUAAUUUUGUGAUUUACAACAUCUUGAUUGAUGGUAUGUGUAAUGCUGGGAAACUAACGACCGCAAGAGAGCUCUUCAUUACUCUUCCUACGAAAGGGCUUUGCAAAGAGGGACUACUAAUUGAAGCAAGGGAGCUAUUUGAGAAAAUGGAGGAAAAUGGUUGUUCACCUUACCAUGUCACAUAUAACACAAUCAUCCAACGCUUCUUGCAACAUAAUGAGACAUCAUAUGUAGUGAAAUAUAUCAAGAAGAUGGUUGACAAAGCAAGGGAGGUCUUUAAUACUCUUCCUACCAAAGGUUUGCAAGCUGAUGUGUGGACUUACAAUAUAAUGAUCAAAGGGCUUUGCAAAGAGGGACUACUAAUUGAAGCAAUGGAGCUAUUUGAGAAAAUGGAGGAAAAUGAUUGUUUACCUGACCAUGUCACAUAUAACACAAUCAUUCAAGGCUUAUUGCAACAUAAAGAGACAUCAUGUGUAGUGAAGUAUAACAAGAUGAUGGUUGACAAAGGUUUCUCGGCAAUUGCAACCACUGCGACCAUUUUGAUCAAUUUGUUGUUUACUAAUUAG